AUGGAUGAAAUUUUUACGAAACUAGCUAUACACACUGCUUCCUUGAAACAAGUUACAAAUUAUAUAGUAAAUAGUGAUUCAUCAUCAUCAUCUACUCAAAAUAAUUUAGAUAUUGAGGAACUUGGACGUGUUAAAGAGAAUUUAGAACUUAGUAUACAAAUGGUACAACCUGCAAUUGAUUUGAUUGAAAUUAUUUCUGCGCGUGGGAAUACUUCAUUGGAACAAACUGUUAAUUAUACUACACGUUUAAGAAAAGAAAUUGAAUCUUUUGCUCAAAAGAUUUCUUCUGCAUUAGCUGACAAUGAUGAUGAUAAUAAAAAACUGGAAUAUGUUUAUGAAUUGGUUUUAAUUGAAGAUCUUAAUGAUGGUAGAUAUCAUGAUGAGUUUGAUAUUGAAGAUCCAAAGAAACAAAAAGAAAUCAAAUCAAAAUUAGAACAGCCUAAUGUUAGUAUUCCUGGAAAAAUCAAAAGAAUUCCUGUCACUUCAAUAUCACGAUUAUUUUAUAAUUCUUCUGGUUCUUUGUUAAACAUUGAAGAAUUGAAAAAAGUUUUAGGACCUAAUGUUGGAAUAAUAGAACGUGAUGAUGAAGGCAACAUAGUAAAUGUUAUAAUUGGUGAAGAUGAAGAUGAAAACGAAGUUUUUGAUAAAAAAAUUCAACCAGAACCAGCGAAAACGGAAAUUGUUAAAGCUUUAGAAGAAGAAGCAUCGAAAGUAUUUAAACAUGAAAAAUAUCAAUCUGAAGGAGAAAUAGAAUUUGUAAAAAAAAUGAUAGAGAGAUAUGGCGAAGAUUAUGAUGCGAUAUUACCAAUUAACGAUAAAAAUGAUUCUGAUUCAACAAUUUCCGGGGAUGAGGUUGAUGAAGGUAUUGAAAUUGAAAAAGAAAAAAUGAUUAACAAAAAAAUUGAAAAUAAAAACACUACGUCUAAUACAUAUAAUGAUGACGAUGAUAUAGAUGACGACAACGAAACAAUGGUUUCUAAUAUUAAUACUUUAAGUGUUCUCGAGUAUAUUUUACGUCUGAGUGCAUUGGAAGUCAGUGAGCAAACAAAUCAUUUAGAGGUGGCUGAUGAAAAAAUUAAUUUGUUUCUUAAAGACGAUGAAUCAUCUGGUGGCGGCGGCUCGGCUGCUGCAAGUUCAACAACUGUUGAACCAUCAUCUCCAACCAAGCCUACAUCACAAUCAUCAUCAAAUGUUAUUGGCGUGGAUUCUCCAUUG
This is a messenger RNA of Entrophospora sp. SA101, 1215 nucleotides long. Lineage: Eukaryota; Fungi; Glomeromycota; Glomeromycetes; Entrophosporales; Entrophosporaceae. The record is from the annotation of a GenBank genome assembly.